Oryza sativa Japonica Group (Japanese rice) is the source of this 2740-nucleotide messenger RNA. Lineage: Eukaryota; Viridiplantae; Streptophyta; Magnoliopsida; Poales; Poaceae. The record is from RefSeq and is a predicted model, not a curated record.
ACAAGCGCAGCGGCAUUCUUCCGAGCCCCCUCUUCGCCAUUUCGCCUGCUCCGUGAUCGCCGUCGCGCACCAUUUCGCCGCCCUGCCCCGCCCCAGCAACGAUUGCGUGCGGGAUCUCAAACCCUAGGGUUCCCUCGGCGCUGACGGGAGCAACCUCUCGCCGCCGACGCCGCUAUCGCCCGGCAGAUUCGUUGACGAUGGGGCGCUCACGGCCCUCGCCUCCGCCUCCUCACGCGAGCGAGAUCUUGCUGGUUUUAUAUUAAGAGAGGGAAAUGCCAUACAAAAUUAUGGUGAUUGGUUUACUUGGAUAUGAUUUCCAAUAACUGUGCCCUGGUCAAUAUGGAUAUUUGGUACGGCAGUAUUGUCAGAGAAUGAUAGAAAACACUAUUGACAGAGUAUUAGACUGUAUAUUGGAUCCAAAAAUGUGAGAACAGAAUAUGGUUCAGCAGUCCAUAGUUUUGCUGCUGUUGCUUAUAAUCUUGCAAGGUUAUCAGCCAGAUUGUUACAGUUAACUUGCAAGGCUAUAUAUCAGCCACAUUGUUACUCUGAACUUGGAAGUUUAAUAUGCCUGGAAUCUUUCACAGGAUUGGGAGUUUGGAUAUACCCUAAUGAACUACAACUGACCAUUAAGCAGCACUGCCUGUUGAAAAGUUGCUAGUUUACUCAUUUAACUUCCAUAUAUGAAUGUACACACCUGUAAUUUUGUUUAGCAGAUCAGGAAUAGGGGGCUCACCUCAAAGCAUGUGACCACAAUUUGCCUUGAUGGAACUGACAAGGAAGCGUUAGCAAGCUAUCUUAGUGGCAUUGAAGAGGUAAUUAAUUGGUCAUAUGAAGAUGGAAUUAAGGUGGAUAUCUCAGAUAUUUGUGGACAGUGCCAUGAGGUAUUCACUACAAGAGCUGGAGGCUCAAUGGAAGUGGAAUUCGUGUACAUGGGUCGGUCUAUAAGAUUCUUGAUACAGGGAAGAAAUCUGUACCUUAGAGGAUGGAAAGCAAGGGAUUGUGUUUUUGAGCUUAACCAUGACCAACAUGAGAACUUCACUCUGGACCCAAAGUGCAUCAGACUCAAAACUGGUUUGAACUAUAACAAGCUUGUUUUCGGGGGUGUUGAGAAUACUCCCACUGGUCUAUGGCCUGUUAGAAAAGCAUUUGACAACUUCUGGAGGCAUGCUGGUGGUGAAAACAUAAAUAUAUCAGAAGAUGUUGCAAUAUUUGCUGUGAUUAUAUCUGAGGCAGCAAGAUUACGCCCGGUGCAUGACUACAUCAAAGAUUCUUUCCUUUCUGAGAAUCCGGGUUUAAGCAAAUUGGGGAAACAUCCCUCCAACCCCAUGUAUGUGAAGAAGUACAAGAAAAUUUCUGCUCACAUAAUGGAAAAUGUUGACCUCAUGAAACAGGGCCUAGAGCCAAAACCAUUCAAGCAUGAGAAACUUGUCAUAGAUUCUAUGGAAUCGGCUCUUAGUAUUGUCAGGAUCUUAUUCAGGGAUGCAUUUAACUCAGGAUUAUUUGAGCAUGAGAAACCUCCCAAGCCCAUCUUUGAAAACACAUUGGAUCGUCAGGAGGUUAAGCACAAAAGAAAGCAGGACAAGCGGAAAAAGAAAGGAAAGAAGGGAGGAGGGGGAUCAGGAGGGGGAGGUGGAGGUGGAUCGAUUGGGGAAGAAGUACCAAAGGGAGGAGGAGUUCGAGAAAGACUGAAGGGAGCAAGUUACAAGCAUGCCAGAGACAUUGACAGCAAGAGUAUUGGCCCCAGCAGUAAUGGCUCUGAUGAUGAGAAAGUGAACUGGAAGGCUCUAAAAGAUGUCAUAUACAAAGAGUGUUUUAUUCAUUCUGGUUUGAAGAUCUUAUCCAUUCUCUCUGAUGUCCGUCUGCAUCCCCACGAGCGGUGGAAUAUUUGUCAGAAGGUAGGAUCGAGGGCUGCAAUUCUGCAAAAUCUUGUCAACCCCAUUGAGGUGUUCGUAGAUGAUGAAUGUGCUGGGAAACCAGCUCCCCAAGUGCCAAAGAGUUCAAAACCAUCUAUUAUGAAGCUUAGGCAAGCAACAAGCAGAAACCUCAAGCGGGAAAUUGAACUGCUUAUGGAGAACCCACAGCGCAACUUCCCUCUAACCAACUUCUGUCUUGACCCCUCAAAGUUGAUUAAAUCUAGCACUAUGGUUUCCCCUGUCAUUUAUGCGCAACGUCGCCUGUCAUAUCUGAUGAAUGGCAUGGGAAGACAACAAGCUCUCGGUGAUGCAAUGCAAGCUUGGAGACGGCCAACCACUUUUAAUUUUCUGGAUGCUGCUCUGCCUUCUUUAGGCAUGGAAAUUGAAUCUGAAGAAGCAAUCGAGGGUGCAUCAAAUUUUCAGCUUGAGCUAAAGAGAAGGGGGAUGUUCUCCAGCGCUCUCCUCUACGCAAGAAGGAGAUUGCCCUCCGAGUCCCAAUUGCCUUGUUCAUCACCAUCACUUAUGCACCAAGCAAGCGUACGCAACAAAGGCUGUUUGUUUUCAGGCAGCGCUCUUCAAAAGAAUUUCCAUUUAUGGAUUGCACGAGGUCUCAGGUUGCUACGCUGAUCUGACUGCGCGAUAACUUUCAUAUGCCGGGAAUUCAUGCUUAAAUAGCCAAUUAAGCCUGAUCAGAAUGUAACAAAAUUCUUGUGGCAAGUUGACAACUUGCUAUCCUGCUGAACAAAUAUUAUCCUCAGUAUUGUCGUCCUGACUUGUGGGUGAAUUCGAGAGCAUUGAUAUGAUGGAGGUAAUUUGGUUCCGCUGUA